CACUGGCCGGUUGAGGGCGCAGUGGCUGACGGUAUAUGGGUGCUUUGGGUUUGAGUUGACAGGAGAGCGCUACAGUGAGGAACGCUAGAUUUCGUGCAGUUAGCCAUGGCGGCCACAGGAGGAGGGAAAAUUAGAACCAGGAGAUAUCAUAUCGUUUCUAAGCCCUAUGCCAAAGGCAAACAGCAAUCAGGUCUGAUCAGUAGAGUAACUGACACAGUAAAGAGCAUAGUACCGUCUUGGCUACAGAGAUAUUUCAAAAAUGGAGAGGUAGCUGAAGGCGAAGAGCAUGAAGUGGAGGUGGAGCGAAACAACGUGCCUACUACUUCCUAUGGCAAUCAGGAAGCUGCUUCAAUUCCUGAUGGACGCAACUCUCCAAAAGCCAGCACCAGUAACACUGAACCCUCUACAAGCAGAGCAUCUUUAAACUUUCAGGAUGCUUUGUCGCGGCCCCCACUCAACCGCUCCCACCUACACUUCCCCUCCCAUGAUGGUUCCCCUGCCCUGGCUUCAAGCUCUCUUUUCUCUCAGCCCUCUACAUCUAGUGCACCCUUUUCAGCAAACCCCUUUGCUGUAGCCUCUAACUUUUCCUUAGUAAAGGAGAUAAAGGACAACAGCUCUCAGCAUGAGGACGACAAUAUCUCCACAACAAGUGGUUUCUCAUCUAGAGCAUCUGAUAAAGAUGUACCCACCUUAAAGUCUGCACCACUUCUCUGGUCUCCCGAGGCCGAUCACACACAGUCUGGAUUGCAGUUACACCAUAAUAGUCUCAAGAAACCAGCAUUCAACCUGUCUGUCUUCAGCAAUUCAUCAUCACAGUCGGCGGUGAACAACUCGGUUCUUAACUCCAGCCAAUUGGGAGACUCACCCUUCUACCCAGGGAAGACUACGUAUGGAGGCGCAGCAGCUGCUAAGUCGGCUCGCUCUCGACCCGGCACCCCAUAUCAGGCUCCGGUGAGGCGGCAGAUCAAGGCAAAGCCGGCAGGAGCUCAGGCCUGCGGAGUAACCAGUGCCACAGCCAGACGCAUCCUGCAGUCACUCGAGCGCAUGUCCAGCCCUCUGGCUGAUGCAAAAAGAAUCCCAUCAACCAUUUCUUCACCUUUGUCAAGAUCGUUGAAUCACACGGAUCUAGAUGCAUCCAGUUUACAAUCUAAACGGAAAAAAAUGGAGCCAGCUGUUCCACCUGUGCAGAAAUUGAUUAUCCCAGCUGCAACAGCUGUGUCUGGUAACCGCUCCAUGUCUUUCCGGCCAUCGCUCACUCCUGGAUCUGUGAGCAGAACAGUGGAGAAGAGCAACAAGGAGACACCUGUAAAACAGACACCUAAGAAUUCAGAUGCCAGAUUACUUCCAGCAAGUAGUGUCCCCAGCACAAGCAAUCUUUCAUACCCCUUAUCCAGCACACCUGCUGCCAACGUCGCAAGUGGUGGAGGAAAAAUGAAGAGGGAGAGGAGUAUCCGACCUUCCUCCAAAAAAGCAGAUGAGGAGGUUGCUGAGGUGCCAGAGCUGCCUGCUGUUUUAUUGCCCAUAAGUAACUCCAGUCUGCCCACCUUUAGCUUCUCAACCCCUGCCUUCACUCUCACCCCCAGCACCAAACCACUGCCUUGCCUACCUGAUAAACCUGCUUUCAACAAGGAAAACUCCACUGUAUCCACACCAUUUUCCACAUCCUUUACUUUCUCAUCACCCAUCGUAAAGGCAACAGUUGCCAGUCUACCAUCCUACUCGCCAUCUUCAGGAUUUACCUUUAGUGCACCCACUUUAAAAACCACACCAUCUGUCUCAAAUGGUAAAUUCGACCCAGCAGUACUUGCAGUGAAAGCAUCUGCCAGUGAAAUCAGGGAGGAAUUUGAGGGGCCUUUUAAGCCUGCCAAGUUCCUGAAAGAGGGCAGUGUUCUGGAUAUCCUUAAGGGUCCAGGGUUCUCCUCACCUUUCCUAAACUCCUCCAACUCAGAAAAAACCGAGAAGACCCCCAGCAGUAACAGUGCGCCACUUGCUUUUUCAGCUGGAUUUGGGGACAAGUUUAAACCUGCUGCAGGAUCAUGGAACUGUGACUGCUGUCUGGUGCAAAACAAGGCUUCAGACAAAAAGUGUUUGGCCUGCGCAGCCGCAAAGCCAAACAAAGACUCUGUCUCUAAAGUGGACAGUAAACCUGCAAAAGCCCCUGCUGCUAGUCUUUCCUCAUUGUUCACUGUUGAAGGCUGGGAAUGUGACACGUGUUUAGUACGUAACAAGCCUGAGGUGGUUAAGUGUGUAGCAUGUGAUACUGCAAAGCCUGGGACUGGAGUAAAACCGGCACUGAAUUUGCCUCCCGUUUCUGAGGUGUCCUUCCCACUUAUUGCCCCUCCCGCGUCGUCCACUUCAACAACCACAUCGUCCUCUUCUACCACAUCUGGACUGCUUGGCUUUGGCGACCAGUUUAAGAAGCCAGUGGGCUCGUGGGAGUGCAGCAUUUGCAUGAUUCAGAACAAAGAACAGGACAGCAAAUGUGUAGCAUGUCAGAAUGCUAAACCUGGAGCAGUGUCUACAGCACCUUCAUCCCAAGCUUCUGUGCCCACAUCAGCUACUAAAGCACCGCUGUUAGGAUUUGGAGACAAGUUCAAAAAGCCUGAAGGCAGCUGGGAGUGUGAUGUUUGCUGUGUUCAGAACAAGGCUAACGACCAGCAGUGUGUGUCCUGCCAAACAGCCAAACCAGGAGCUAAAGUAGAAUCCAAAGGUACUUUCGGCACUCCCUCAUCUAACACCAUCUCAAGCUCUUCUGCUUUUAAAUUUGGGACAAGUUCUUCCAAUUCUGCCUCUGAUGGACUGAAAUUUGGUGGCAGUUUUUCAGAUUCAUCCUCCAACACAGGGUCUUUUAAAUUUGGUAGUGCUUCCUCAAUCUCCACCUCGGAUUCUGCAGGCUUCAAGUUUGGAGGCUUAUCCUCGAGCAUUACAGAGGAAUUAAAUUUUGGGGGGGACUCAGAAGCCUCUACAGAACCCGCCUCAUCAGGCACAAGUUUAACAGGGACAGUGAAAAUUGGUGGUUCUGCUGAUGGCUUGAAAUUUGGGACAACCUCUACUCCUGUGUUAUCCAGUGAGGAGAACAAGAACACCUCUCAGGACUCUGGUGCUGGUAUUAAAUUUGGUGGAAGCAGUGGUGCCACUUUUGGCUCUGGCGCUCCAAGCACUGCUGCAACAUUUUCAUCUGGUGGCUUUUCCUUUGGACUCUCGAAACCUGAGGCGAACUCCGGCUCUAAUUCGGCGUUCAGUUUUUCAACACCCAAAGCUGAAAAAGAAACGGCUUCUUCUAUAACGGCUAUUUCAGCCACUGCCACCCCUGCUGCCAACACUCUUCCGGUUUUUGGCAAGCCACCAGUGGCUGAGCCCUCAACUGCUUCAUCACUGGGAGAGCCAGCGGCAAAAGUGGCAACCCUGGCUCCAUCCACUGCAUUUUUAUUUGGGGGAAAACAGGACGUAAAGAAGACUUCCCCAGUACCCUCAACUGGAUUCAUGUUCAAUGCAGCCAAGGAGGCUGACAAACCUGCACAGUCAGUGGGUUUUUCUUUUAGUAAGCCAGAUCCUCCAAAAGAAUUACCCAAACCUACUUUUGCAUUUGGAAAGCCUGCUGAGCCCACAGAAACCCCCAAACCAGCAUUUGGCUUUGGGCAAAAUGCAACAGACACUUCAGCACCAAAGCCUAUGUUUGGCUUCAUGACCAGUUCAUCCAGCACCCCUGCAUCCUCUAAUACUGCACCCAGCCUCUUUGGAACUGCCACCAGUUCCAGCCUUGAUGCCACCCCUGCUCCAAGCAAUGCCUUUAUCUUUGGCCAGAAUUCCUCCUCAGAUGCUUCUACUACCAAGGCUUUCAUGUUCGGACAGCAGCAAGACAGCCAGCCAGCUCCAGCGGAACCCUCUGCUGCUCCUGCUCCUUCACAGCCAUUUGUCUUCGGUUCAGCGAACAGCUCGGGUGCACCCACGUUUGCUUUCGGUGCUGCAGGCCCAACCCAAGCAUCUGCAGCCCCUGUACCAUCGGCUGCUCCCUCUCCAUUUGGGUUUAACUCCAGCGCACAGACCUCUGGCUUUAGCUCUGGAGAGACACCAGGGUUUGGCUCAUCGCAACCAAGUGCCCCAGCCUUCGGAUCAACUACGUCCUCAUUUACAGCCACAGCCUCCUCGCUUCCUGCUUUUGGAGCCAAACCCGGUGCUGCUCCUGUGUUUGGCCAGCAGUCUAACCCUACACCUACUUUUGGAUCUUCUGCAGGCCCUGCUAGCCAAGGAGGUUUCCAGUUUGUAGGUGCUGGAGCUUUUGGAUCAUCCAAUAGUGGCAGUGGUGUGUUUACCUUUGGAUCAGGAGCUGCAGGCAAUCCUCCAGCACAGUCAGCAAUGUCAACAGAAGCCUUUGUGGCACCAAACUUUAAUAUUGGAUCUACAAAAACUUCCUUCAGCUCACCAUCCACUGGACAGCAGGGCAUUGCUGGCCGCAAGAUCAAACAUGCUGUCCGACGUAGAAAGUAAAGCUGGAUACAACGCAGGCUGCCUCAUCUCCAAACCAACACUGAAGUACUUAGUAUUUUGAGCGCGGCACUCUGCUUGUUUCUUGUGCCAGGAGAUUUAUUUUGCAGUCAAGGGUCAAAGGUAGACUGUGGUACUCUGGCCCCAUGACCGAAUCUCACAGAGACACAAAAAUGCAAAAAUAAUUUGAAACAAUCAAGCAAAAGCCUUUCCUUGAGCAGGGAAGGUUUAUAUUUUCAGCAUCUGCAAUCUUGGCAAUUUUUUGUGCAUGUUUUUUUUGUAUGACAAAAACCAUGCAAAAAACUAAUUUAGAAAUUGACAAGUAGAUUUUGCUCGGGUGAUGUGCAGGUUCGUCUGUGAGAGGCAGACACGGACUGGUUGCUGUAUGUACAGAGGCUAGUGUUUCUAUGUAUUGAAUGAAGAGUAUUUUCCUCAUUUGUGCGCAGAUGUGUGUGUGGUUUCUUUUUGUACAUGCUGAAUUGUGCUGGUUGGUUGUGUCUGGCAUAAAAAGGCAAAUGAAUGUGUUUAAGGAAGGAGCGGGGUGGUGGUGUAGACCCACGCUUUACGCUAAGAUUGGGUGUCGGUGUAAAGGAGCCCCGCAACUCUCCAUUGUAAAUCUGUAGAUCGAAAUCUGUUUAGCCUAUCUUGUAUGUCCUUUUUAGUUUUUUCUUUCCUCUUCUGUAUUCUUGUUCUGUCAACUCUUGGCCUGUCAGCUCUCUUAGUCUCACUCUCUCAAUUGGCCUUUGAAUAUUAUUACAAAUUUGUAAAUAGUUUUUUUUUUUUUUUUUUUUUUUUUUUUUUUUUUUUUUUUAAUCUGUGAAGUUUUUGUGUUAAAUCAACCUUUUUCAUUCAGCAUUUGUCUUUUAGAAUUUAUGUAAAGCCCUUCAUUCAAAGUUACCCAAAUCCAUUUAAAAUUAUCUUAAAUGCAAAUUGGGGAUCUUUUGAAGAUUAAAAGGUAUAUUGGCAUUUCUGAUCCACUUUUGUUUGGACCAAAACCAGUAUUGUAAAAAGUGUUAAGUAUAUAUUUUUCUAUUGCUUGUUUAAAUGGACUAGGGUGACUUUGGAUAAUGAGGACAUCUACUUAUUUUAAAGCCAUGACAAUUAUUACUGAAAGAGUGAUAAUAAUAAAAACAUGGUAAUUGCCAUUAAAUAAAUAAA
This is a messenger RNA of Trichomycterus rosablanca, 5643 nucleotides long. RefSeq names its product nucleoporin 153 (gene nup153). Gene Ontology annotation, cellular component: nuclear pore. The coding region runs from base 106 to 4488 and encodes 1460 amino acids. Gene Ontology annotation, molecular function: structural constituent of nuclear pore. The record is from RefSeq and is a predicted model, not a curated record. Lineage: Eukaryota; Metazoa; Chordata; Actinopteri; Siluriformes; Trichomycteridae. The transcript is spliced from 22 exons. Gene Ontology annotation, biological process: protein import into nucleus; RNA export from nucleus.